AUGGGUCAGAGUCUGUCGGAUGAGCAUCCGCAAAGGCGGUCGCAUGAAGAGUUAACCAACCAACUUGCGGAGAAGUUCAAGAAGAAAUGUUUUACUUCCCUUGAAUUGUACUCACUUAGAGAUGUCUUCAAAAGUCUUGCGGAUCAACAAGACUCUAUCAGAUAUCUCAAGGAGGACACCAUUGCCCGAUACCUCGAGAUACCAGACAUUCUAGGCACCUCACCGGUCAUUUUUCAGAUGCUGUCUUACAUUGGUGCAUUUCCCUUCCUACAGGAGGCACCAGUAGUUCUGGAACUUCAACGGAUGAUCAUGGUCGUUGUCAUCAUGACUGAGCGCUAUCGAACUGUGCUGGCGCGCGGUUCAGCAGACAGAACUAAGCUACUCUUCAAAAGCUUGGCCGUCUUUGACCGCAAGAUAUCCGAAGCAGGGUUUCGGCCAGAUGUCAAAAAAUUGGAGACUCCCAAACCAAAGGAUGAUCAGGAAGAACCCAAGUCCCAUGCUGCUGGCUUUGCCGUGGAUGCAGCUGGUGAGGAUGAGGAAGACGACGAAGAUGAUGAUCUUAUCUUGACCGCCUUUGAAUUGUUGAAUGUCAAGGAUGCUGUAGAUCAGGGCCAUGCACCAAUCUUCCAUGGCGCAACAAUCCCGACAGACAACUUUCGGAAGCUCAUCAUGCUCCUCUUGCUGGCGGCCCCAUUGGACCCCCAGGAGAGUCUAUCCAUGUACUCAAGUCGCAUAGUUGGCGAAGAACUCGAAGGUCUCCGCGGAGCUGCCGAGUGCAUUCUCGCCUCCUUCGUCAACGCCGAAACAUCAACCGGCAUCAAGUACCAACAUUUCAGAACUAUCAUACCUGUGAUUUGUCCUAAUCUUUUCCGUGGCUUCAAUGGUCUCUUUGAGCGCUUCCUCUUCUCGCAAAACCUAGACUUUUCCAAACACCAGAAUGAUACCCCGGCGGCAACGUCGCCACCAAAAACAGCACAGCCUCUUCUGACUGACACGGGCGAUAUACUGAAUCAAAACACGCUUUCUCAGAUCUCGCUAUUCCUCCCUGGCACGGAUCUUUUCCGGCAAGUCAGGUUACUGUACUCCGGCAAUGAUGCAGGCUUCUCUAUGGGAAGUUUCCAAACAAAGGUGUUCAACUGGCAAGCUCCCACACUGCUGCUGGUGAGUGGAACAAGGCUGGGCGAUGUACCAGAGGGUGGUCAAGAGACAAACUUCGCAGCCUCCUUGCCCCCGAAACGAUUCCCACAUGGUAGCAAGUCUGAUCGACUUACGUUUGGUGUUUAUGUUCGAGAACCUUGGAAGCACACUCACCGAGAAUGCUUCGGUGACUCUGAAACAACUCUCUUUCAGCUAGAGCCAAUUCACGAUGUCUUCCCAGCGUCUACCAUCAACAAGGACUAUGUCACUUAUACGAAAGCUCCAGCACACCACCCUAUGCUGUCCUUUGGGUGUCCCCACCCGCAUCCUUCUCAGGCUCACAGAAAGCCCGACAUGCUGCGAUUGGGUCCCGUAUCGUUGUUACUUGAUGAUUCGUUCGAGUUUGGGGUUUUUAACCAUGAUCACACCUCCCGCGGCGGUGCAUUCCAUUCAAGUGUAGUGAGAAAGCACGAUUUCCAAGAUCGUUUUCAGAUUGAAAGCCUCGAAGUAUGGGGCUGCGGCGGUGACAAAGAGGCGCAGGCGCAAGCCGAGAAAUGGGCCUGGGAGGAACGUGAAGCAGAAGCACGUCGCAAAAUCAAUCUAGGGUCCGGAGAUAUUGAAGCUGAUCGGGCAUUGCUGGAGAUGGCAGGGUUGAUUGGGGGAAACAGAAGUGGUGGUUCGAUGACAUAA
Fusarium pseudograminearum CS3096 is the source of this 1827-nucleotide messenger RNA. RefSeq lists its product as uncharacterized. The transcript has 2 exons. Bases 1 to 1827 code for a protein of 608 amino acids. The record is from RefSeq and is a predicted model, not a curated record. NCBI's taxonomy places the organism in Eukaryota, Fungi, Ascomycota, Sordariomycetes, Hypocreales, Nectriaceae.